Messenger RNA from Amborella trichopoda, 2722 nucleotides. Its product is annotated as cation/H(+) antiporter 19. Gene Ontology annotation, biological process: proton transmembrane transport; regulation of pH. Gene Ontology annotation, molecular function: antiporter activity. The record is from RefSeq and is a predicted model, not a curated record. NCBI's taxonomy places the organism in Eukaryota, Viridiplantae, Streptophyta, Magnoliopsida, Amborellales, Amborellaceae. Gene Ontology annotation, cellular component: membrane; endomembrane system.
CCAUGAUGCUUCUCACCACCGCGAACGGAGGCGCCCGGAGCCAUGGCCGCGACUGCAGAAAACUCCUUGGCCUGCGGUUGCCCGACCAACAUCUUCUCCUCUGUGGAAGGGGUGGCCGAACGGAAGCUCUACAUCCUGUGCGCGCAGUUGGGCUCUCUCCUAGUCCUUGUCCGCCUUUGGCACAUGAUCCUCAGGCUCAUUCGCCUCCCUCAAUACAACGCAGAGAUCCUCGCUGCCACGGUCCUAGGUCCUUUCUUUCUGGGUCAGAUCAGCUGGGUGAAGGCAGCGCUCUUUUCCCCAGAGGGGGUGAACGCACUGGUAGGAUUUUCGUCCACUGGUGGCCUCCUGGUUGCGUUUCUCUGUGGUCUUGAGAUGGACCCGUCACUCAUCUGGAUCCAUGGCCAUCGAGCCUGGUUCAGCAUACUCGGUAUUGUGUCCCUUUCAGCCGCAUUUGGCACCGCCACAUCGAACACUUUAUACAACAUGAUUGACCCCAGGACCGACCGUGACAACUUCCGCUUUGUGCUGUCGCUCUUCUUCACCCUCACAGGUUCUCCGGCAUUGGUCCGACAGGCCACCGAGAUGAAGCUGGGCACGACCAAGGUUGGGCAGCUUGGCGUCUGGGUAGCAGUGCUCAACGAUAUCGCCUGCAUCACAGUGAUGGCGCUGAUGUCUGUGUUGCCUAUCCUCUCUGGGGCCUCAAAAAUGGACAACCCAUUGGAGCCCUUGAUAGCAGUGGCCUACCCGGUGCUGGCCUAUGUCUUGGUCGGCCCUUUGAUGUGCCAUGUGAUGAAAGACAGGAACAGCGACGCACAGAUGAUGGUGGUGAUGGGGAUCAUGUUGGCAUACACGGCCAUGGGGGAGGUCGUGGGAUACAACGGCAUGGUGGCGAGCUUCAUCUUAGGGAUUAUGGUGCCGAGGAAGGGGGGUGUGGCUACAUCGCUCUUGGACCGGCUCUACUACCCUGCGCGCUUCAUUUCUUUGCCUAUGUAUAUGUCAUUCACGACCAAUGUCUCAUGGGCAGGACCGAUAGAGCCGCUCGCAGUUUUGCCAGCAUUCAUUAUGGUGAUCUUGUCUACAACAGCAAAGCUGGCGAUAUCUUUGGCCAUGGCGUGGGUGUGCAAUACUCCACUUCACGACGGCCUCAUCUUAGGUUUCCUCCUCAAUGUUAGAUCCUUUCCAGACUUGAUAUUAUUCGUUACGACCGUGGAGCAAAAAAUGAUUGAUGUCCGGGUUUUGGAGGUUGUGAUGCUCAGCUCAUUCCUCAACUCGGUGAUUGCUCCCUUGGCUCUACUUGGCAUGGUAAGUGCCACCAAGAAGCCCAAUGUCAUGAUCUCCACACACUCAGGAAUGGAGGAGCAGGGCCCUGGGGCUGAGCUCCACCUGCUUGUGUGCCUCCAUAACGCCAUUGACGUGCCUUGCUCCAUCAACCUCAUUGAGUCGUUCCGUGGCCCCGAUGCCUGCUCCCUUUCUGUCAACACCAUGCACCUGAUCGAGUACAAUGAGCGCACCGCCGCACAGCUGCUGUACCGUCGGGACAUCACGCACAUGCUGGUUGGGGGUGAGUCGAAGCAGAUAAGCGAUGCAUUUGAGGCCUAUAGGAGCCAGGUGGCCAUCCCGAUGCGGCACAGCACGACUGUCUCCUUCUUCUUCAACAUGCAUGAGGACAUAUGCCGUAGUGCUGAGGAGGUGGAGGCCUCCAUGAUCGUUCUCCCCUAUCACAUGCUGUAUAGAGCUGACGGCAAGAUGCAGGUACGGAAUUCAGCAAUUAGGAAGCUCAAUCAGAGGGUGAUAAGCCAUGCACCAUGUCCAGUGGGUAUAAUCAUCAACCGGGGCCUCGGAGGCACCACGCUGUGGUCCGCUUCCGGCAUGUCCAAGAACCGCAAUGUGUUCGGGCUCUUUUUUGGAGGACCAAGUGAUUGCGAGGCCAUCACCCUAGGGGGAAGGCUGGCCGAGCAUCCCGACAUCAACUUUACACUGGUCCAUUUUCUGUGUUCAAGACAUAGGGAGCAGGCAAGUAGUCAAGUCUCGUCUAAAGCAGCGAUGGUUCAGAAAUCUAGUCCAAAAGUGAAUUCUUUCGCGGAGACCGACAAGCCACCAGACCAGAUGUUUCUGAAUAGCUUUAGAAGAAUGUAUGAGAAAAAUAGUAGAGUGUUCUAUGAGGAGAGGACAGUGAGAACGAAACAAAACCUGGUUGCAACACUGCAAGCUUUAGAUGCCGAGUGCACAUUGUUUAUCGUAGGCCAAGGACAGUCGUUAGCUGCUGCUGGGCUGAUGAGGUCGACAGAGUGCUCUGAGCUUGGUCCUGUAGGGGACCUGUUAGCUCACUCACUUUCUUCAAUUACUAGUUCAGUUUUGAUUGUAAUAAAAAGUCGCUCUCACAAGUCAUUUUUACUCUAGAGCUAGAGAAAAUAAUGCAUUUCUGUAAAUCUUCAAACUAGGCAAGUCGAACCAAAGCUCACCACAAUAGCUCGCCACGUGGUAGCUGUCCAUCCUAUAGUUACCGGGAGCGCCCAACUAAAGUCGCGCUCCUGCUCCGGCGGUCCGUGACUGGGAUCUCGGAACCCAUUUCAAGUUUUUGAGAGCUCGUUCCUAUUUAGUAUUGUCAUCCCAUUCAAUAUGGAGCUUGAUCCCACUAUGGAUUACAAUCCAACUUUCAUGUGCCCUCACUCAGUGUGUGUUAAAAUAGCAGUUAACAUAAUUCAAAAAGUUUGUAUAACCG